CUUUCUUGAAAUCACGACACACCUAUUUGCACUGACUGCAAAGAACACACAGCUUUGUAGACGCUUUUAUAAUUUAACUAAAUCUCCAUACCCCCUUAUUUUAUUUCCCUUGUAUUAAUGUGGGGGGUUCUGUCGGAAUUUUAAAAUCAACAAAUAAACAACAAUUUAAAAAAGAUUUUUUCAUCCCCGUGAAGGAAGAAUGGCGUUUUGGGCCGCUACCUUUGUCUUGGCUGCACUGUGGCCCAGCGCUUUGUCUGUGACACGGUACUCCAUAGCCGAGGAGAUGGAGAGGGGCUCUGUUGUGGCUAAUCUCGCUGCGGAUUUGGGACUUGAGCUCGGAGGUUUGGCACAACGAGAGGUAAAACUUGAUAUCUUCACUAACAAAAAAUAUCUAGACUUUAACAAAAAGACUGGGGAGCUUUACAUCGUGGAAAAAAUAGACAGGGAAUAUCUCUGUCCGGCGAAGCCAACAUCUUGCUUUUUAAAGCUUGAUUUUAUUAUAGAAAGCCCGUUACGCAUCUUCAACAUUGAGCUCGGAAUAACAGAUAUAAACGACAACGCUCCACAUUUUCGAAGAGACAGAGUAGAGCUCGACGUUUCAGAAUCCGCCACGCCGGGGGAGAGAUUCUCACUGCCCAAUGCUGUAGAUCCAGAUGUUGGCAUAAACACGAUCAAAACAUAUAGACUGAGCACCAGUGAACAUUUUACCAUAGAAAUUCAGACCGGCAGUGACGGAACUCAGUAUGUGGAUUUGGUAUUAACGAAAUCGUUAGACAGAGAGGAGAAAGCUGUGCAUAAAUUAAUCCUGACUGCUGUAGAUGGAGGUGUCCCUGUGCGCUCCGGCACCGCUAACAUUAUAGUCAGAGUGCAGGACACAAACGACAACCCUCCACGGUUUGAGAAGCAGAUUUACACAAUAAACAUGACAGAAAACACUCCAAUAGGAACUCUGGUGAUUAAUCUUAACGCUACUGAUCUUGAUGAGGGACUUAAUUCAGAGAUUGUGUAUUCAUUCACUCUUUACACGUCGGAAAAAACGCAAGACGUUUUCACAUUGAAUUCUAACACAGGAGAGAUAAGUGUUAAAGGAACUAUAGAUUAUGAAGAUAUGAAAUUUUAUGAGAUGCACAUUGAAGCAAAGGAUAAAGGGACACACCCCCUGCUGGGGCAGUGUAAAAUAGUGGUUCAUGUGACGGAUAUGAAUGAUAAUUUCCCAGAAAUAACUGUACAGUCUGUUACAAACACAGUACCGGAAAAUAUACCCGUCGGGACAGUUAUUGCGCUGGUAGGCAUAAGUGACCGAGACACAGGCGAUAACGGAAAAAUAAACUUAGCCAUCCAUGAGGCCAUGCCGUUUGUUCUUAACAAAUCCUCAGACAAACCCACACAUUACAACCUGAUAGUGUCUGAGCCGUUAGAUCGCGAAAAGGUACCUGAAUAUGACAUAACACUGAUUGCGACGGAUGCAGGAAAACCUGCCCUGUCUGAUAAUGAAACAAUUACGGUGCACCUGUUGGAUGUUAACGAUAACGCGCCACAGUUCCCCCAGUUAUUUAAUACUAUACGUGUUAUGGAGAAUAAUGCACCUGGAGCCUUGCUCAGCUCGCUCACUGCAUUUGACCCUGACCUCCAUGAAAACCAGUAUCUAGUUUAUUUCAUCAUAGAGAGGGAGAUUGCCAACACCUCCAUGUCCAUGCUGUUCUCCAUCAAUCCAGAGAACGGGAACCUUUACGCACUGAAAACCUUUGACUAUGAGAUUGAGAAGGAGUUUCUUUUCCACAUUGAGGCCAGAGACUCUGGUUCUCCUCCUCUCAGCAGUAACGUGACCGUUCACAUCAUCAUUGUGGACCAAAAUGACAACGCUCCAGUUAUUGUCUCUCCAUGGCGCGCUCAUGGCUCAGUGGUGGAGGAGAAGAUCCCCAGAUCCACUGAUAAAGGCUCCCUGGUGGCUAAAGUGAUCGCCUUAGACACAGACUCUGUGCACAACUCUCGGAUUACCUACCAGUUUCUGCAGGUGACUGAUGCUUCCUUGUUCAGUCUGGACCAAUACAACGGAGAGAUCCGGACUAUGAGGAUGUUCAGUUACAAAGACUCACGCCACCACAGACUGGUUGUUGUUGCCAAGGACAACGGGGAGCCUGCUCUCUCUGCUACAGUCACCAUCAAGCUGCUGACAGUGGAGACUGAUGUUAAGGCCUACUCUGACAUGACUGAGAUGCCUCUGGAAUAUGACAUCUUUUCAGACAUAAACCUGUAUCUGGUCAUCGGUCUGGGCUCGGUGUCAUUUCUCCUGCUCAUCACCAUACUGGUCACCAUCGUGCUGAAGUGUCAGAAACCCAAACCCAGCAAAGCUGCUCCUCCCAGCAGGAACAGCGUGAUCAGUGAGAGGAACUCCACCAUUGCAGACUCCACUCUGGUCUCCAACGAUGCCUACUGGUACAGUCUGUUUCUAGCAGAGACCAGGAAAGGAAAGCUGGUGGUUAGACAGCCUGUGCCAAAGGGCUCCAGAUACAUCGUGUCCAGCAUCCCGAGAGGGACAGGACUGUCAGAGACUAGUGACUCAGCAGCUUCUACUCUGCAGGUGAGUACUCUUUUGAACAUUUUCUUAUGUCUGUUAUCAUGCAGUUUCAAUGUAUUUUGUGAAAAACAUUUAAGCUCAGACAGAUUUUUCAAUACGUAA
Molecule: messenger RNA, 2680 nt
Organism: Girardinichthys multiradiatus
Lineage: Eukaryota; Metazoa; Chordata; Actinopteri; Cyprinodontiformes; Goodeidae
Gene: pcdh2a1
Product: protocadherin b
Exons: 1
Coding region: 200-2680 (826 amino acids)
Biological process (GO): homophilic cell-cell adhesion
Cellular component (GO): plasma membrane
Molecular function (GO): calcium ion binding
Source: RefSeq, a predicted model, not a curated record